Messenger RNA from Emiliania huxleyi CCMP1516, 1257 nucleotides. RefSeq lists its product as hypothetical. NCBI's taxonomy places the organism in Eukaryota, Haptophyta, Isochrysidales, Noelaerhabdaceae. The transcript is spliced from 2 exons. Bases 1 to 1257 code for a protein of 418 amino acids. The record is from RefSeq and is a predicted model, not a curated record.
AUGGCGCCCGUGUCCCUCACCGCCUCGAAGUCCUUCACGCCGGACACGCUCGCUCUCUCCGGAGGGCCCUCGAAUGAGCCCAUCGGCAUGAGCAGCCACGAGCUCGCCCUGCUGCACCGGCUCAAGUCCGUGGCCCACAACAGCAACCACGAGGCCGCGCUGCUCGGCGCGCUUGCGCUCUGGGCGGGAACGAGGGCGGAAGAUGACGACAAUGACAAUGACGCCGAUGGCGACGCUGCACACGCCGAACCCAGCGCCGCGCACGCCGAACCAAGCGCUGCUGCUGACGAUGCCGACGGCUACUUUCAGGGGUCUACUGAGACUGCACUCCGCCGCUGGCUAGUGCACCAUUCGCGGGCCCUCUCCACCGCGCUUGCGGCUUGCAAGGCGCAGACUGUCACGGAGAGGGCAUCCCUCGCGGCGUGCAAGGCGCAGAGGGAAUCUCUCGAGGGGGCGAGCGAGCGCCUCACGUCAGAACUGGCAGCUCGCACUGCGACCGUCGAAAAGCUCCAGCUUACUAUCGCGUCACUCGAGGCGGACCUGGCCGCCCGCGCAGACGCCGGCUCUACGGAGGCGGCGCCUGGCGCAGAGCUUGCGGCGAGCUCGUCUCGCGCUGGGUCGAAGCAGGAGACCGCGAUGGACACGCCCAGCUGGCUCCGGAAGGCGGAGUCGGACCUGCAGGGUCGGCUCGAGGAGCUCUUCGCUUCUCUACGCGCCACGCUGCAAGACGAGAUUCAGGCGCGUAGCCAACGGCUUGAGGAGGUGGAGGCGCUCGAGGCGCGGCUCUCUGCCGUAGAGGCCGAGAGUGCGCAGCGCGCGAAGCUGCUCGAAGAAGCGACGUCGGAGAGCUCGGAGCUGAGGAAGCGGCUGGCGGACGCGGAGGCGGAGGCGGAGGCGGCUGCCCGCGCCAAGGCGCUCUCAGAGGUGGAGGACAAGUCAAAGGAGCGCAAGCUGCAGGAGGUGGAGGCGGGGCUCGCCGCGGCGGCCGCCGCAGCAGAGGAGCGCGUCUCUGCGGCAGAGAUGCAGGCGGACGCGGCGCAGGCAGUCGCCCAGGCGGCGCUGGCGGAGGCGCGCCGGGGCCUCGCCGAGCAGGCGGAGCGGGCGGACAGCGCCGAGGCUGAGCUGAAGGGCGCGCGAGCCGAGAUUGAGCAGCUUACUCUGCAGCUUCAAGAAGCCAUCGUCAAGGCGAUGCGGCAGGCGGAGAGCGCGCAGGCUCAGCGCCGCCACUCUGGCGGCACGCGCAAGGGGGCGGCGUGA